Molecule: messenger RNA, 1849 nt
Organism: Oryza sativa Japonica Group (Japanese rice)
Lineage: Eukaryota; Viridiplantae; Streptophyta; Magnoliopsida; Poales; Poaceae
Product: endoplasmic reticulum oxidoreductin-1
Biological process (GO): protein folding in endoplasmic reticulum
Cellular component (GO): endoplasmic reticulum; endoplasmic reticulum membrane
Molecular function (GO): protein-disulfide reductase activity; FAD binding; thiol oxidase activity
Source: RefSeq, a predicted model, not a curated record
CACGGGGAGACAAUUUCUUCUGCGGCUCGUUUCCUUUCGUUUCGUUUCCAAGCCGCCCAGAUCUCGCUUCUAGAACCUUCCACUCCAGGGCGGAGGCGGGAUGCCUCCUCAGGAGCCCGCUCCCGCGGCGAACGGCGCCGCCCCUGCCCCCGCCCCCGCCGCCGCGGCGGCUGCGGCGGGAGGCAAGCGCCGGAAGCGGGGUCGGUGGGCGGCGGCCGCGGGGGUGGGGGCGCUGCUCGUGGCGCUCCUCGCCGUCGCCGUCAGCUCGCGCAGCUUCCCGGCGGCCUCCUCGUCCUCGCGUGGCGGAGACUGCGGCUGCCCCGGGACGAGGAAGUACACGGGGAUGGUGGAGGAUUGCUGCUGCGACUACGAGACGGUGGACGCCAUCAACGAGGAGGUGCUGCACCCGAUCCUGCAGGAGCUCGUCACUUUGCCCUUCUUCAGGUACUUCAAGGUUAAAUUGUGGUGUGACUGCCCUUUCUGGCCUGAUGAUGGAAUGUGUCGGCUUAGGGAUUGUAGUGUCUGUGAGUGCCCAGAGAAUGAGUUUCCUGAGCCAUUCAAGAAGCCUUACAGUGGCCUUUCUCCAGAUAGUAUGAUCUGUCAGGAAGGAAAACCACAGGCUACUGUUGAUAGAACCCUUGAUGCCAAGGUUUUCAAAGGAUGGAUUGAAACCGACAAUCCAUGGACAUAUGACGAUGAGACUGAUAAUGCUGAGAUGACUUAUGUGAAUCUUCAACUCAACCCUGAACGUUACACUGGCUAUACUGGUGAUUCUGCUCGCAGAAUAUGGGACUCUGUCUACAAAGAAAACUGUCCAAAAUAUCCGUCUGAAGAAAUGUGUCAGGAGAAGAAGGCACUGUACAAGCUAAUUUCAGGGUUGCACUCCUCAAUUUCAGUACACAUUGCUUAUGAUUAUCUUCUAGAUGAAUCUGCCAACUUGUGGGGACAUAAUCUUCCUUUGCUGUAUGACCGUGUUCUGAAGUACCCCGAGCGUGUACAAAAUUUGUACUUCACUUACCUGUUUGUUCUUCGGGCUGUGACAAAGGCAGCAGAUUACCUUGAGCAGGCUGAGUACAACACCGGCAAUCCUGAAGAGGACUUGAAAACACAGUCUUUAGUGAAGCAAUUGCUUUACAACCCCAAAUUAAGAUCAGCGUGCCCGUUACCAUUUGAUGAAGCAAAACUCUGGCAAGGUGAAAAUGGCCCUGAGCUAAAGCAGGAGAUUCAGAAGCAAUUUAGAAAUAUCAGUGCAAUUAUGGAUUGUGUUGGAUGUGAGAAGUGUCGAUUAUGGGGAAAGCUCCAAGUUCUUGGUCUCGGUACUGCAUUGAAGAUUCUUUUCUCUGUUGAUGGAGAGAACCAUUUGAAUCAAUCACUCCAGCUGCAGCGAAAUGAGGUCAUUGCACUAGUAAACCUUCUGAAUAGGCUGUCAGAAUCUGUCAACUUUGUACAUGAAAAAGGACCAUCAAUUGAGGAUGUCAUUAAACAACAGAGCUCUUCUACUGUGAAACCGGUGUUUCCUAUCUGAAUCGUGAAAUAGCGUUAAACUGAGAUGUAUUUACAACUUUGAUCCAUACUAGAACAAUGAUGUAGGUGCUGGGGUGAAGCUUACUAGAGAAUUUUGCAGAUCCUAGACAGAAGAUAUACAGAACUUUGAGAUCCAAACAAUUGCAAUUUUCGAUGUAAAUCGUGGUAUUUGGCAAUGGGACCUCUUUUGUAAGGGAUCACUGCCCAUUUUGCAAUGUUGCAUGAUCAAAGAGAUGAUGUCCUAACAUGCCCAUAGACUUCUUCAUGUGUAAACUGUGAAUCUGUGAUCAUAUUGCUAACAAGCAAAAGCUUUUUGCCAAUCUAA